Messenger RNA from Effrenium voratum, 1325 nucleotides. The record is from the annotation of a GenBank genome assembly. Lineage: Eukaryota; Dinophyceae; Suessiales; Symbiodiniaceae.
UCAUCUCUACUGUCCAGCUGCCUCUGUUCCGGCGCACGUUGCGAUGGGUGAGAUCAAGCUGGGCGGCUUUUGGCGGCCUGACUUGGCUCUUAAGCCGGGGGAACGUGUGGUGGACGACUUGGGCUUUGUGAAGUCCUGCUUCGGAUGUCUGCAAUACUUCCUCUGCCCGCCCUGCUCCGAGAAGUGCCGCCGCACAGCUCUGAACACGAGACUCAAGCUGAAAGCCAGCGUGCAGGUGCUGGACGCCCGCAAGAAGGAGCUUCCAGCCGUGAUGUGCUUUAUGUUGACCCCGGAUGAAGAAGCCCCUGUUGAUUAACAUGGGGGUGUCCCUGGUUUUAGUGGGGAUUCGUGACUGUCGGAUAAAAACACCCGCCAUUUUCAUAAAGAGGGGUUUACUCCUCCGGAGUAAACAUUAGCCCAUGUGCUCUGUGAAAAGCUUUCCCAGAAAGCCAAAAGGCAUGGCAAACUGGCUUCCCCCUUUGCAGAUUUGUCCAGAUAAUUAGGACCCAGGGUUGCUUUUGUCGGGGGUAGCUGCGGCGCACAGAUUCUUCUGUCCACGGCUGCCUUCACCUGAGGCUUGAAGAGGGGCUGUCCAAGCGGGAGUUCUUCGAGAAGUACGGCUUUGUGCUUAUGCCCCACAAGACCCAGAUGACAGCAGAAGACUGGCUUUACUGUGGUCCAAACCCUCCAGUUCUAGAGGUCUAUUCCAAAGAGAUUGAUCCUCUGCUUCGGGAGCUGGUGGACGUUGCUGAGAUCAACUACCCUUCCUAUGUGCUUCGACGUGGCCCCGGGGGGCCGAACAACUUCUUCGGCACCGGGGUGCAUCAAGAUUUCGGGCUCUACCCCGAGGACAUGCGAAGCAUCUUUGGAGCGGAGUUCUUCGAUGAGUGGUUCUCGAAACUUGACUCUGGCGGCGGGUACUCGAUGAUCAACUUCUGGCGCCCGGUGCUGCCGAUGGUUGGCCCAGUUCGAGGCGUGCCGCUGGCGGUGUGCGAUCCCAACACCAUCAGCGUGGAAGAUAUCGUGCCCCAAGAAGUGCACGGCUUUGUGCCGGGCGGGCAGUACAACAUGGGCUUGAAGUUCAACCCCAAGCAGCAGUGGUAUUUCUACCCAGAAAUGACCAAGGACGAGGUCCUGAUUUUCCGGCAGUUCCAUUACCAACCGAAGACGCCGCAGCCUUACAGCAGCAUCAAGACCGUGUUCCACUCGGCCUUCAGGAGCCCUUGGGCUUCUAAAGACGAGGAGGUCCGCUGCAGCAGCGAGUAUCGCGUGCCCGUUUGGUUGAAAUGAGUGGAAAAUAUGUCCGCGAGAAGCGCAAAAAGGCA